Molecule: messenger RNA, 8031 nt
Organism: Rhopilema esculentum
Lineage: Eukaryota; Metazoa; Cnidaria; Scyphozoa; Rhizostomeae; Rhizostomatidae
Product: netrin receptor DCC
Biological process (GO): cell-cell adhesion
Molecular function (GO): protein binding
Source: RefSeq, a predicted model, not a curated record
AUGUGUUGUUCAAAUAUUGUUCACUGACUCGUAAAGUAGUCGGCCUCACAUUAUACUCGCCAUAUUGUUGGGAAUAUCCCAAUUUGAUUCGGUUUCAUUACUGAACUGACAACUAAUUUGUAUUCACCACACAAGUUAACUGGAAAAUCUCAAAGCGGAAGGGUUUCCUGUUUUUAUUAUGGAGUAAGUUGGUGAAAUCCAUCAUAUGAAAGUUGUUGACAUUUUGAAUGUCCUGAUCGUAAACUUGUGAAUCCAAAACCGUUAACCUGUGAAGCUCACAACAACACGACGAAAUCAACUGCAAAUGAAAAAGAAAUGGCCAUGGAUAAUAAAGAAUGUUUGGUUUUUCGUCUUAGCAAGUUGUUGGUCCUUUUCCUUUGGAUUGGAAAAGCCUCAGCAGAGCUCGCUCAUACCGAACCAAAAUUCACUGCGGAGCCGAAAGAUGCCUACGCAGUGGAAGGGAAACCCGUCACGUUGCGUUGCCGGGCAACAGGAAGCCCAGCUCCAAGGUUUGGCUGGCGGCGAAAUGGAAUUGAUCUCGUGUUUGACUUCAGCGCGGCAGAAAAGCUCUCAAGCACAGGGGACCUUACUAUCACAAAAUUCGAUAAAUCCCAUGUUGGGCGCUAUCAAUGCGUCGUCAAGGUGAUAUACUCAGCUGUGAGCUUGACAAUUUUGAGUCGAACAGCAAACAUUCGUUUAGCUGAGUUUCCUUCCGCAUUUAGCAACGGUCCGGAACCAGUAACCGGUUAUGUAGGCGGCUCGGUUCGUCUACGGGUCAACAUAGAAAAUUUCCAACCUGCACCUAGAGUGGCAUGGCUUUACCGUGGGAGCUCUAAUCUGUUAGGUACAGACCCGAAGUACACUGUUCUGCCACAGGGCGUCGUUCAGAUCAGUAAUAUCGGUGUGGAAAACAAAGGGGACAUCCAAGCUAUUGCAAUGAACCCGGUCGAUGGUUCCCAAAUGAGAAGCAAAUUUGUCACAGUCACCGUUCUUUCUGCCAAUCAGAGGCCGCCAUCAAAAUCUUCCUCCUCCACCAUCAACUUGAUUGGUAAGCCGCAAGACAUUCAGCUGAAGUGGGGCAGAAGUACAAUCCUAGAAUGUCUCGCGGAUGCCCCCGGCACUGUCAGCUAUUCCUGGCUGAAAAACGGUCUACCCUUGCAAAUGACAGGGAGGUACUCGAUGUUUGGUCCGGGCAAUCUUAAAAUAACAACUGCUACAGAGCAGGAGGCUGCGAAGUAUACUUGCAAGGUUCAAAGUGGAGGAGCAGAAAUGACAGCUGAUGCAACUGUGUCGGUGAUUGUUCCACCGCAGUUCCAAAUCGUUUCGCCUUCGCCAAUCUAUGGCGAGGUCAGUGGUUCCGUCACAAUGAACUACAAAGUAAUUGGAACACCAGCUCCAAAAAUCAGCUGGAUGAGAGACGGCGUGGCGCUGCCGGCGGACGCCAGUUAUAUCAUUUUCGGCGACGGGACCAUGACGGCAACCGGGUUGAUAUAUUCCGAUUCCGGGAUGUACCAGGCAUUUGCGAGCAACGAGGCGGGCGAGGCACAGAUGUCGGUGGAACUGAGGAUCCGGAGGACUGGAGAAGUUGUUACAACCACACCGAUUCCGACAAGCAAGCCAGGGGGUAGCACUCUCACUCCAGGAAAGCCGAAAAACGUCAAUGCUUAUGCCAAAGCACCAACAGAAAUGUUUGUCUCCUGGCAACCACCGGACAUCACGAAUGGCGAGAUAACCUCGUAUAAGAUCGUGUAUUUUCCUACUCUAGAAUUCACAAAAUUCAAAACUGAAACGAUAAGUGGCGAUAGAACAUACACAACAAUAAAAGAUUUGGAGCCGAAUACAGAGUACAGUAUCAAAGUUGGUGCGAUUAACAAAUAUGGGACAGGCGCCUUGUCAACAAACUACAUCGCCAAAACAGGUUCAUCCACCACAAAUGUCGUUUCAAGUGUUACCACUGGAACGAUUACGUCAUCGAGCAUCCAGUUGAACUGGGCAGCCCCAAGUGGUUCGAGUGUCACCAAAUAUGUCGUAUAUUACUCGAAUGUGGAUGCAACCACCUCGACAGUCAGUUCAGUGGAGACAACCUCAACAACCGUUAUGGUGAACAACUUACAACCAUCAACAAAUUAUGAGUUUUGGAUCAAAGCAUUUAGUGGCGAUUCAAGUGGACCGGUCUCAACAAGAUACAAAUUUAAGACUCAUUCGGCAACUGCCUCCACCGCAGUGGUCAAUCUACGCAUUGCCUCAAAAUCCUCCUCCAUGGUCUACCUCAAUUGGGAUGUCCCUGCGGGUGUCCCAAAACCUGACGGCCAUCGACUCGUUUUUGUCGACCUCGAUCACGCUCCUGCCUCACCAAGCGAGCUUGUACUUGGAGCCGUUAACACUGUGUUCAUCCAAAAUCUGAAAGCGUCCACUAACUACAAGUUUAAGGUUGUCCCAUAUCUAAACAAUGUUGCCGGGACAACUUCAAAUGAAGUUACAGCGAAGACAGAUGUAGGAGUUCCAAGUUUGGCCCCCAAAGGGCUACAAGUCGUCUCCCCCACAACCUCCAGUCUCACUAUCAAAUGGACGCCAAUGACUGAAAGCGAGGCUAAUGGGCCCAUUUUGGCUUACAACGUGAAAUAUAAAAUCGUUGGUGUGAAGUCGUCAACCCAAAUUAAAACAAUCGCGGCGCCAUCUACUUCCAUUACAACCAUAUCAAAUGUCUUGGGUGGCCUAAACAGCGACACGGAGUAUUCCAUCAGAAUUGCUGCAAAAACGUCUAAAGGGGUCGGACCAUUUUCAUCUGCGGUCAGAGGACGGACUAAGAAGGAAGGAGGCCCUAGCGCACCUCUGAACUUCUUGGUUCAAAUCAAUCCUGCGUGGCCAAGGCAACUUAUAUUGAGUUGGAAGGAGCCUACCUCGUCUUCAGAUUCAAUUCGCCGAUAUGAGAUCUAUCAAAGUAUCGAAAAAGAGGCAUGGGAAAAGAAUGAAGUGGCCCGUGCUACAAUGAAGCUGAAUGUGACGUCAACGAGGCCUGGUAGCGAGUAUAGAUUCAAAAUACGAGCACGUGAUGCCAUCACCUGGGGACAAUUCACUGAUGUGUUGACGGUGAUAUCAAUGGACGAUACAAUUGCACCUGGGCCAGUAAGAAAUCUGCAGAGUAUUGCGACUACGCGUGGUCUGACUGUCACUUGGAAGGAGCCUGCUAAUUACAGACGUGUUUAUGUGUCUGGAUACGAGGUUAUAAUAAGGGACAAGACGGAGCCUGGGAACGUAUUUGACGUCAUCAAGCUCGAUGGCUGGAGCUCCCAGAGUUACGUAAUUUCGAAAGGAGUCAAGUCACAACACACCUACGAAUGUAUUGUUAGAGCUGUCAAUCAAAAGGGGUUGAAGAGCACACAAGAGGUGACAACUGUCGUAGCUCCUAUUGCAACACCCGUCCUCAAGAUCGACCACGUGGCUGUUAGAAAACGAAGCAUAACUUUCAAUUGGACAGACGAUCUUGGAACGUCGCGUUCGAAAUAUUUUGUAACGUACACGGCAUACGACGACGAAGGCCGGGGGGAAAUGGUCAGUCUUGAGGCAUUCAAGCCAAUGAUAACGAUCAAAGGAUUGACCCCCUUCACGCAGUACAGAUUCAGCGUUGACAGAGAAAUUGCAAUGGCAGGGACGGGGGCAACCAUCAUUAGAACAACGAUGCCCGAUUUUCCCAGUGCCCCUGUCGACGUCACAGCUCGCAGCAAUGACACAUGGGUUCUUCUAAACUGGCAGGUGCCCCUCUACCCCAAUGGGGUGAUAAAAACCUACAAGAUUCUGUAUACCGCUGACAACACAGAAAAUGAUAAACAAAGAAUAUCAAAGGAUGUUGGAGGUAACAUAAUGACUUACAACGUCACUGGUCUUACUACCGGCACUUUAUAUUACUUCAAUGUCAUUGCUGUCAAUGAUGUUGGCGAAGGCCCUAAGUCAGAGACUGCUGUUAUUCAAACAGGUGCUGGCCGUCCGGUUUUUGUUGCUCCGGGUGGAAAAGUGAAGCCAGGCAGACAAGAUCACCACCCCGACGAUCUCGAUAGUAAGCUUUGGUGGAUAAUUCUGGUCAUUGUUUUAUUGCUGCUACUUCUCCUGCUUUUGUUGCUGUUGUUGUAUUGCUGCUGCUGCAGAAAGAAAGGACAAGCCUGCUGCCCAUGCUGUUUUGCUUGCUAUGAUAAAUACUGUCUGCCAUGUUUGAUUUGCCUCUUUCCGUGUUGCUGCAAAAAGAGGGACGGGGGAAAAGGUGCCUACGUUGCUACACCUGUAAAUGGAUUCGGCAAGGUGAAGAAAGACGCUCCCCCGGAUUUGUGGAGAGGUGCUGGCGGUGGUGCAGCUGCAAUGAGAGUUCAAGAGACAGAGCUUCAGCCUCUGAAAGCAAAUGAAUUCGAGACUGCUGUGCCAGUCAUGGGAGGCCUUGCCGCUGAUUCUUACCACACCGCAGCAUCAAACGGGUCGCUGAACAGCAGCAGAAGUGGUGCAGGUGUUCGAGUUGCUGUCCCUGGAGACGCCACAUUCAUUUCAUACAAAACGAGUCUGAACGACUACUGCCACAAAACGGGAUGGUUGCAGCCUCAUUACAACACAUUCCAAGAAAAAGGAGGCCACAUCAGCAAUGUUGUCUGCGGAGGACACCAGUAUGGUGGCGUAGGUGAUCUGGGAGCUAGCAGACAAGAGAGCGAACAGAGAGCGGCGUUCUUCGCUCUUCAGGGAAUCGGCGCUUUGGCCAUAGCUGCAAAAUUUGGUGCUGAUGCGAGUAUUACGGUGCCCAGUCCAGGCGAGCAGUCUUUUAUAUCCUACAAAUGCAGUUUGCAUGACUUUUGCCAACAAUGCAACAUUCUCCCUCCGAGGUUCACAACAACAGUUCAAAGUCAAGGUUAUGGGUCACAGGUAAAUGUCGGGAGUUACACCUUCACCACUGACACUCCUUCGCACAGUUCACAGGACGCUGAGCAGAAAGUGGCCUACACUGCUCUGCAUGGUCUUUCCAUGAUGGAGUCUUCGGCACAGUACAGUCCUAAUGCUUGCUUCACAGUUCCCGGUCCAGGCGACGCCAGUUUCAUUUCAUUCAAAAGUAGUCUACAUGACUUCUGUCAGCGGUAUAAGCUUCCUCCUCCACAGUACAUCACAACACAGAUGGCCCAAGGAUACUCCGCAAAGCUGAAAUUUGGUGGCCUCUUUUUCCAAAGCAGUGAUUAUUUCACUACGAGGCUUGAAUCUGAGCAGCACGCAGCUUUCGAGGCCCUUCAAGGCCUAGGGCUUUUGGAUUCAGGAGUAAAGUUCGGCUCAGGCGAUACAGAGCGGGUUUCCUCGCGUCAAGGCAGCCAAUUGUCUUUAUCAAGUGCUGGUGGAGAAGGAAGAGGUCUGGGAUCUAGAGCUGCCAGUCAUUCACGUCACGGCUCUGCUUCACAGUUGAGCUACACAUCGUCAACGCAACAAACCUCUGAAUCGUCUGCGCUUUAUCGAUCGGAAACUACGCAAGCCCAGUCUGAAUUGAUUGCCGGUUACGGCGGAGCAGCACCAGGGAUAGGCGGAGGAGCAUUAGGGAUAGGCGGAGGAGCAUUAGGGAUAGGAGGAGGAGCAUUAGGGAUAGGCGGAGGAGCAUCAGGAAUAGGCGGAGGAGCAUCAGGAAUAGGCGGAGGAGCAUCAGGGAUUGGCGUAGUAUCAAGUAUUGCUGGAGGAGCUAGUAUAAGUGGAGGAACGGUCAAUGGGUACAGUGGAAGUCCUGAAGGAAAAACGAUUUUCAUUUCGAAGACGACAAUACCACGUGUCGAACGAAGUAACUCAUACGGAACUGCGGAGCGGACACUUGAAAAGUCGUCAGAAAGUCGGUUUGGGAACGGAAUGAGUUACACCGUGUCGUACCAGCAUUCGACUGUUCGAAAUGUAUCAACGUUACCAAGGAAACAACAGUCGUAUACUUCGUCAAAUGGCGGCUAUUCUCAGUUUUCAAGCGCAACAACAAAACUAGGCAGUAAUCGACGAGCCUACAGCAGCUCAACUGCGGUGAAUGAUGAUGGCGGUCACAAGGAUUUCCCUGAAGUCAGAUCAUCAAGUCAUCCGGCCUUAACGGAUCUUGAAAGAGAAAUGGCCGGGCUGGAAGGCCUAAUCAAGGAUUUAAACGGCAUUACUGCAUCACAACAAGCCGUCCAAACUUAAGAUACGAGUAAGAGGUAUCCAAAAAAACUCGCAACUCAUCGCAUUUUCUCAAAUAUUUAUGAUUUUUAUAAGAAAUUGAGUUAUUUAUACGGAAAAACGGAUAGGUUUGACACUAAAUUGUAGGGCUUUUACCUCAAUAUUAUCGGACGGUUUUACUUAUGGGUCAUUUUCCAAGUAGUGUAGGGCUGUCCGCCUUUGUCGAUUCGUGAAUGUGUGUCUUAUGAAAUCGUACCACGAGACUUUUUUAGAAUGAGUAGUUCGUAAAUAUAUAUUUCACUUUAAUAGGUACAUAUUUGUUUAUAGUUCUUGUAUGUAAGUAUUGAUGUAUGUAAGAUUGUAAUUUUCUUUCUAAAAGCACUUUAGGUUCUUUUCACCUCUUCUGUUUCCUAUUUUUCUUCGUAUUUUCAACUUUGCAUCCUUCUCCUUAUUUGCAUCCAUCCUUUUUCAUUGCGAACCGCUAAAAUGUUCUUCACUCAUUUCUCAUUUUUCCUUCAGACCUUUUUUAACUUGCAUUCUAAAUUUAUUCUGUUUGUUCUCAUUCCUCUAUCAUUUAUUUUCUUUUUUUUAGUUUCGUUUCUCCUUCUUUCUUUUUUCCAAUUUCUUCUGUUUUUUACAUUUGGCAAGUUUUUUUGUAUUUUUCCUACCUUCAAUUUCCUUCUUCGUCUUUUCUCUUCUCCAAGCAGAUAUUAGGAUGGCAAUCAACAGAUCACCUUUGACCGGACCUACCAAAUUUCACCUAUGACCUUAUCUAUCACCUGUGACCUUAUCUAUCACCUUUGAGUGUCACUUAUUUUCAACUUUACCACAAAGGCUGUCCCGUUGAAUCAAUUGAGAGACAAAAUUGAAUGUCAAUAGUACAUUCACAUUAAAACAAAUAAACUUCCACAGUAUACCCAUUUCAGCUGUUUCCCUUCUUGUAAAUUUUUGCUUAUUAAAGAACAUUGUCCCAAAUAUUCUGAAAUAUUUUUUAGGAAUGUUGUUGCAAUUGUAAAUUUUUUGUGAAUUUAAUUACUUGUCGAAAUCUCGUACGAAAUAUGUCGGACGGUUUUUUAUCCUGUUCCUUUGUUGUUGUUGUUGUUGACGUAGAUCGGCCUAAUGCAUUUAAAAGGUCUUUUGUAAACGAAAACUCCGUAUUCACUGCAUUCUGUGACUAUUUGCAACCUCAUGCUUUAGGGUCAAUUUUAUGACCAUUUGCAGCAGAAACGUCAUUUCUACUUUCCAGACCCCCUCUCCUAUAAUUUCCAGACCCCCUCGUCCUUGUCAAAGAUUACAAAUUGCGUUAUAAACAGCAAUAAUGUUUCAGUGUCUUUCGUCAAAGGAAAAUCUCGUUUCGGUGGAUACCUCGCAUUCUUCUUAGUUCACAAUUGUUGUGCUAGGUAACGUCUUUUACAGCCGAAAGAAUGCGCCUCUUUACACGAGUAAAUAAGGCACUUUGGCCCCCUUGCCCCUCUUAUUAAAAGGCAACAGGGGCGGUUGAACCCUCGAGCCCCUCUCUUCGGCGUCCCUGUCUUUUACAGCCGUAAGAAUGCGCCUCUUUGCACGAGAAAAUAUUACUCACGUGAUAGACCCAUUGAAAGUUUUCGUAGAAUGAAGUGCCUCAGUUUCAUGCAAUUGUCUCGUUAUCAUAUCAGUGUCCAGUAAGAGCCGAAUGCGUUCAUCAUCUCAUGUUGCAUGUUAUACAAGUGCUGUCCAAAUUGUUUACAAUGAAUCACCAAUCCAAUUUACUGUGCUGUUCACGUUUUGCCGAUGUUGUUAAUUUUACUAAACUAUAUAAUGUAGAACCACAUUUUUUAGUGUCUUGUAUUUAAUUGUGUUAUUUCAACGUCGUGAAUUUUCGUUUGGAUAACAAUGAUCGCAUUCCAA